Molecule: messenger RNA, 943 nt
Organism: Alnus glutinosa
Lineage: Eukaryota; Viridiplantae; Streptophyta; Magnoliopsida; Fagales; Betulaceae
Product: V-type proton ATPase 16 kDa proteolipid subunit
Exons: 3
Coding region: 129-623 (164 amino acids)
Biological process (GO): proton transmembrane transport
Cellular component (GO): proton-transporting V-type ATPase, V0 domain
Molecular function (GO): proton-transporting ATPase activity, rotational mechanism
Source: RefSeq, a predicted model, not a curated record
CUUUGGUGUAAUAAAGAAACAAAAUUAGACGCGCACACACACGGAGAGAUCCGAAGCUCCGAAGCUCUCUGAAACACUAACAAAAACUCUCAGAUCCCAACGACGUCGUCGCAGAUCCACGAUCCAGAAUGUCUUCAUUCAGCGGCGAUGAAACGGCACCGUUCUUCGGCUUCCUUGGCGCCGCUGCGGCUCUCGUUUUCUCCUGUAUGGGAGCUGCUUAUGGGACAGCAAAAAGCGGGGUUGGCGUGGCUUCGAUGGGUGUGAUGAGGCCGGAGUUGGUGAUGAAGUCCAUUGUUCCUGUUGUUAUGGCUGGAGUGUUGGGUAUCUACGGCCUUAUUAUUGCCGUUAUCAUCAGUACCGGGAUCAACCCAAAGGCUAAGUCAUAUUACCUUUUUGAUGGUUAUGCACACCUGUCGUCUGGUCUUGCUUGUGGUCUUGCUGGGCUCUCUGCUGGUAUGGCGAUUGGUAUUGUUGGCGAUGCUGGUGUUAGAGCCAAUGCACAGCAGCCAAAACUUUUUGUUGGAAUGAUUCUCAUUCUCAUCUUCGCUGAAGCACUUGCCCUCUAUGGCCUUAUUGUCGGCAUUAUCUUGUCAUCUCGAGCUGGUCAGUCCAGAGCAGACUAAGAAUGUUGUUGUUACCAAAUAUUCUUUUACUGCUUUUUUGUCCACCGGAUAGUAAUGGCUGGAUGGCACUUGGAGGAUUCUGUAGAAUUAUUUAUGUGGAAGUGACUGCUCUACCCAGCAAUGUGGUGGUAUUUUGCUCGUAGAAGUAGGAUCGAGUUUCUCUGCCUAAUAAUAGCUUGUGAAGCUGUACUCUCGUUUGGUUUUAUCUAUUGAUGUAUUUUUCCAUUACAAAUUCCAACUGGUAUAGGGUUUAUGGUAAUGAAACUGGUGCAUGUAUGAUUUUGUUUAACCAUUUCAAAUGUCUGCUUUAUCUGCUUCAA